AUGGAGGAGAAACUCGCCGCAGAGAUCGCCCGAAUCAUGGACAACACGGAGGUCCAGCCCAACAGAAAGCUCGACAGGCUUGUCAACUUCUUGAAAGAAUCGCAACUGGCCUACACCACCACCUUGAGGCCAGCAGAGCUACUGGUUCAUCCUCACAAUCGCGGAGGCAGCAUGCUCAAUCCGCUGGAUGUCCAUAGCAAAGGACAAAAGCUUUUGGAUCUUGGUUUCAGACCUUCGCUGCUCACGGACAGCAUCGCGAUCGAACUUUCUCCCCUAGAAGACAAGCGGAACGAGCAAAUCCGGGCGAACACGGACUUGAGUGAGAGGUCCAACGGCCUCAGCCUUGAGGAUGAGUGCAUGCGAGAUGCAGUGAAUCAGGGGUGGCCCUGGCUCCUGAUUUCUUGGCGGGCAGAGGCCAUGGCCCCCAACCUCCCAGCCUUCGUCCAGAUGGAUGCCGUGAACUCAGUCAAGGCAUCCAAACCUGCAUGCGAAGACUAUAUGGAGCAUGUAGGAGUUUAUGUCCAAAAAUUUGGAGGCGGCAGCCCCUUUCCUUUGAUUUCAUUCUUGGCAAGUUUUGCCAAGGAUUUGGCCCUUACUGUUGCAGUAGGAGAGGAAACUUUUAAGGCCAUUACGGCUUGGGAUCUGCAGGAGCCCUCGACUCAGUUCCCAUUGCUGCGAGCCGCCCUCUUAGCUUGUCAGCUCACAAGCCCGAAAGUUGUCGACGGCACAGCCCGUCUGCUUGUCAAGCAGGAUCUGGGCCGCCUCAAAAGCGCCCAGCUCCGACAGGCCCUCCUUCAAGCUGAGCAGAUUCUGGAGCACGGAUACCAGGUGUAUCGAGAUGCAGGUGAAACCCCAGCAGUGCAGCGAGCACUCGGCCGGAUGAUGGUGCGACUUUCUUUGCUCCCCACUAAGAAGGAGAAGUAUGGUCGUGAGAAGGUUAUGUAUGAGUCUCAGGAGAAGGUGGCCCAGCUCUUCGCUACCGAAGCUUUGAACACGAACCCAUCGGGCGCUAGCUCUGCUGGCGGGAGCGAAGCGGAUGAGAAUCGGGAGGAGGACCGGCCCCUGAAUCUCUUGGGUGGCAUGAGUGUAGGGGAGCAAGCUUUGCUGCAGAACCCGCACUUGAAGAAGGAUGGGAAGUACGUGCAUGCGGACUACCCAGACAAGAUCUUUGUUUUCGCUGGGCUCGAGAAUGACGAGGCCAAGUUCGUGCACACCCCCUUGUUUGCCUCGCCCGACAUCGUUAUGACAUCGCCAGAGCACUUCAAGAAGUGGAAGGUCACUCGCCUCCCAGUGCCGAGUGUGUUGGCUGCGGACGAAUCCGUUAAGUUCACCUACGGUGGCAGUGCUGUCUUGAACGAUGCGAAGAUCUUGGCGGAUGGGCAGCAGCAGCUUUUCCAGAUCUUCGCAGACCAGAACACCGGCGAUUCUUCAUGCUUGCAUUUCAUCCACCCUACGGCGGUGUACACCUCGGAGAGCUUUGCGAAGAAGAAGCUUCGCCUCAUUCCUCUGGCGAACAUGACGAGAGCCAAAGAAGGGCAGAAGCUCAGUCUAUGGGUCGAAUGGAAUGGCAACAAGUACCAGUUGUCUCCUUUUCCGCAGCCGAAGAAGACUGAUACCAUCGUGCCCUUCUACUGGAUCAAGACCACGUCCUCGGAGGAAGAGGUCAACAUGGUUGUGCAGUGGAAAACCUUAGCCGGCAUGAAAUUGCCCAUGCUCGUCAACAACAAGAAGGUGGCCAAGCACACGAUGCUCAUGCACGCCUCGAAGGAGCUGCUGCAGAAGCAGGAGAAGGAGAAGGGUUCCUUGAAGAGGAAGGCUACCUGA
Molecule: messenger RNA, 1824 nt
Organism: Symbiodinium sp. CCMP2592
Lineage: Eukaryota; Dinophyceae; Suessiales; Symbiodiniaceae
Source: the annotation of a GenBank genome assembly